AUGGCUAUCGGACAGAACUCCAAGCAGCAGGCCGACCAGAACUCCGGCGACAAUGCCGGCAAGGACAAGUCGGGCAACCCCAUGCGCGAGCUCCGCAUCUCCAAGCUCGUCCUGAACAUCUCGGUUGGUGAGUCUGGUGACAGACUUACUCGUGCCGCCAAGGUUCUCGAGCAGCUGUCUGGUCAGACCCCCGUCUACUCCAAGGCCCGCUACACUGUCCGUACCUUCGGUAUCCGCCGUAACGAGAAGAUCGCUGUUCACGUCACCGUCCGUGGCCCCAAGGCUGAGGAGAUCAUCGAGCGUGGUCUUAAGGUCAAGGAGUACGAGCUCCGCAAGCGCAACUUCUCCGAGACCGGCAACUUCGGUUUCGGUAUCAACGAGCACAUCGAUCUCGGUAUCAAGUACGACCCUGGUAUCGGUAUCUACGGUAUGGACUUCUACUGCUGCAUGGAGCGUCCCGGUGAGCGUGUCGCUCGUCGCCGCCGUUGCAAGACCAAGGUUGGUGCCUCUCACCGCAUCAACCAGGCCGAGACCGUCAAGUGGUUCAAGAACAGAUUCGAGGGUAUUGUCCGAUAA
This is a messenger RNA of Aureobasidium namibiae CBS 147.97, 576 nucleotides long. Its product is annotated as 60S ribosomal protein L11. Gene Ontology annotation, molecular function: structural constituent of ribosome; RNA binding. The coding region runs from base 1 to 576 and encodes 191 amino acids. The transcript is spliced from 3 exons. Gene Ontology annotation, biological process: translation. NCBI's taxonomy places the organism in Eukaryota, Fungi, Ascomycota, Dothideomycetes, Dothideales, Saccotheciaceae. Gene Ontology annotation, cellular component: ribosome; cytosolic large ribosomal subunit. The record is from RefSeq and is a predicted model, not a curated record.